Messenger RNA from Postia placenta MAD-698-R-SB12, 2590 nucleotides. RefSeq lists its product as hypothetical. The coding region runs from base 1 to 2409 and encodes 802 amino acids. The transcript has 18 exons. Gene Ontology annotation, biological process: protein folding. The record is from RefSeq and is a predicted model, not a curated record. Gene Ontology annotation, molecular function: ATP hydrolysis activity; ATP-dependent protein folding chaperone; ATP binding. Lineage: Eukaryota; Fungi; Basidiomycota; Agaricomycetes; Polyporales; Adustoporiaceae.
AUGCGGCUCUUCCGCCCGCUGUUACUCUCGCUCACCGUCCUAGCAUCACACGUCUUUGCUCAAGAGUCUGCGGAAGUACCAAAGCAGAACGAUGUGGCACGUCUCCGCAAGAUUGUCAUCAACAGUCUAUAUUCCCAUCGGGACGUAUUCUUACGCGAGCUGAUCUCAAAUGCAAACGACGCGCUUGAGAAGCUGCGUUUGACGUCGCUCACCGACAAAGAGGUUCUGUCGGGGGCCGAAGACUUGAACAUCACCAUUAAGGCAUUCAAGGACCAGGAUGGUCACGGUCGCAUUAUCAUCAGGGACACCGGGAUUGGUAUGACACCUGAAGAAUUAACGGCAAACCUCGGAACUCUGGCAAAGUCUGGCACAUCCGAAUUCCUCGCGAGAGCGGAGAGCACAGAUACUACAGGCACGGGCAACCUGAUUGGCGCGUUUGGUCUCGGAUUCUACAGCAGCUUCCUCGUUGCGGACCACGUCUAUGUCUCCUCGCUGGCUGCAAAGUCCUCGCAGAACCCGUCGCCAACCCAGUAUGUCUUCAGCUCGGGCGCGGAUGAGAGCUCCUUUGAGAUAUACCCCGAUCCGCAUGGUAACACGCUUGGUCGGGGUACCGAGAUCAUACUCGUGCUCAAAGACGACGCCCUGGAGUACACCGACCAGCACAAGGUCUCCGACCUCAUCGACAAACAUUCAUCUUUUUCGUCGGCAUUCCCAAUCUACCUCUACACGGAACGGACGGAACAGGUGCCUGUCGAGGUCGAGGAGACGAAGUCGGAUGAUGUCGACGAGGAUGUGGCUGUUGUCGAAGACGCGGACGAGAAAGACACAGAACCUAAGACGGAGGCCGUUACCGUCGAGGAAUGGAUUCACGUCAACUCUCAGCCGCCCAUCUGGAUGCGCGACCCGAAGACUGUCACGGAGGAGGAGUACAAGACUUUCUACCAAGCGACGUUCAAGGACUAUGAGGAGCCACUCGCGUGGCACCACUUCUCUGGCGACUCGGGCUCCGGCGUGUCCUUCAAGGCAAUCAUCUAUGUCCCUUCGCAUCUAGAUGACUCGUGGUGGCAGAAUCCGCUUCAAACCAGCUCAAAGGACAUCCGGUUGAUGGUCAAGCGUGUGUUUAUCACAUCUGACCUCGGCGAGGAUGCGCUGCCGAAGUGGGCCAACUGGGUGAAAGUCGUCGUUGAUGCGGAGGACCUACCGUUGAAUGUAUCCCGUGAGAUGCUGCAGUCGACGCGAUUCCUGAAGCAGCUGCGCUCGAUUAUCCUGCGCCACAUCCUACAAAUGCUCGUGCGCAUCGCUGAGGAUGACCCAGAGAAAUGGGCGCAGGUGCAGAAAGUGUACGGGAAUGUGUUCAAGCUCGGUGCGGUGGAGGACGUGAAGAACCGCGACAAGCUGGUCGGACUCACGCGCUUUGGGACGAACCAGCGAGAUAGCACGUCGCUGGACGAGUAUUUGGAGAACAGAAAGAAGGGACAAAAACAGAUCUUCUACAUCGCCGACAUGGGCAGCACCCCGGAGAUCCUCGCCAAGAGCGUGUUCAUCGAGAAGCUCCAUGCGCGUGGCUACGAAGUCCUCCUGCUGACUGACCCGCUCGAUGAGAUCUUUGUCCAGAACUUGCGGCUGUGGAAGAAGGUACAAUUCCAGGAUGUCGCAAAGGCCGGGUUGAGAUUCGGAGACGAAGAGAUGAGCCCCGAGGAAGAGAAGGAAGAACAAAAAACCCUAACUGAGCAGUUCAAGCCUCUGCUCGACUGGCUAAAGGAGGAGGCGAAGGAUGUCGUCCGUGAUGUCGUGAUCUCGAAUCGCCUGGUGACGAGUUCGUGCGCCGUGGUCGCCGAUCAAAUGGGUUACACCGGGAACAUCGAGAGGAUGAUGAGCAGUUCGCAGGGCGCCAAGAACCCGAUGCAUGCGUUCGCAAAGAAACAGAAGAUCCUCGAAAUCAAUCCGCGCUCGCCCACGAUCCAGGGUCUACUGCGCAGAAUUGAGCAGCUUCCGUCCGAAGAGGACGGCAGGGACUUGGAUACGGAGGAAGAAAUGAAGGAGGUGGCGUCCGUGCUCAUUGACGGAGCGUUGGUCCGCUCUGGGUUCAGUGUCCCAGACUCGAACGAGUUCUUCGUGCGGGUUGACCGUAUUCUGCGCCGCUCACUUGGCGUUUCGGAGACGGCGCCAACAGACACGACCGUCAAGCCCGCGCCUGAGGUUGACACAGAACCGCUCAAUCUCGAAGACCCGCUGCUCGACAUGGAGUGGCCAGACUAUGUCCCAGGCUCACUCAGACAGCCCCCGCCCGAGUCCGAAUACAAGCCGGAGAACCAAGUUUUCUGGGAGGUCGAGGAGAUUGACGAGGAGGGGAACCCAGUGAAGAAGUCCGACGAGAACAUUGUAAUCAAGCCUCACGAUGAGCUGUGAGAGGUUGCGGGGAGUGAUCUGUAUUAUUAUAUCCAAUGUUUUCUUGCUUUUUCUUGGUGGUGGCGGAUAGGAAUGACUGGACACAGUAGAGCUUGACCUACCUCUGUUAUGUGUGUUGAGAAAACACCCCGGAAUCCGGGGAGUCUUCGACAGUGGUCAUAUAGAUCAAGUUUUCGAACCU